UCACUAAAACAACGAAGAAAGUGUUUUAUAAACAUUAUUUUUUAAUAAUUUUGUCUUUUGGAGUUUUUGUUGAAAUUAUUUUUUAAAAUAAAAUCUUAAAUUCAUAUUUAUUCAUGAUAAUUUAGGUGUGCUCAAUUUUAAGAACUGAGGUAAGCAAUUAUAGGCCGCAAAGGUGUAGAGAAGGAGGAUCCUUAUCUGCCACGUAGAAGUGUGGGACCCAACUGACUGGCAUCCCUCCCUCUUAUAAGAAAUUCAAUCACAUAAAAUGGUGGCUUAAGAUAUUCCAAUUUUUGUGUGUGUUUCUUUUUAUUUUAUUUUAUUUUUCAUAAAUAUUCCUUUUAUUUAGUUUUCAUAUUUAAACUUUUUUGGGGUUGGUUAAUAUCAGUCAGUCCUCUCUGCAACACCAUUUGGGGAUUUGGAGCAAGAUUUUCUGUCAUCUCAAUAAGUUUCCGUAAAAAAAUAGUGUGACAUUUUAGUUAACAAAGGAAGAAGAUAUGGACUACAUGAAUGGACCAGGAAGGCACCAUCUGUUUGUUCCAGGACCUGUGAAUAUCCCAGAACCAGUCAUCAGAGCCAUGAAUCGAAACAACGAGGAUUAUCGCGCACCUGCGAUUCCAGCACUCACUAAAUCACUUCUUGAAGAUGUUAAGAAGAUCUUCAAAACUACCACUGGAACCCCAUUUAUGAUCCCAACUACAGGUACUGGUGCAUGGGAAAGUGCAUUGACAAACACUUUGUCACCAGGAGACAAAGUAAUAUCAUUCCUGAUAGGGCAAUUCAGUUUGCUGUGGAUUGAUCAGCAGAAAAGACUUGGUUUUGAUGUUGAUGUGAUAGAGAGUGAAUGGGGUAAAGGUGCAGACCUUGAAGCUAUGGGAUCAAAGCUAGCAGCUGAUACUGCACACAAUAUCAAGGCUAUCUGCAUUGUUCAUAAUGAGACUGCUACUGGGGUUACUAACAAUCUGGCCACUGUCCGCAGGGUUUUGGACCACUACAACCACCCUGCACUCCUCCUCGUCGAUGGAGUUUCCUCGAUCUGUGCCCUAGAUUUCCGUAUGGACGAGUGGGGAAUCGAUGUUGCAUUAACUGGUUCUCAGAAGGCUCUAUCUCUUCCAACAGGGAUGGGUAUUGUCUGUGCAAGCCCCAAAGCUCUAGAGGCAAGCAAGACUGCUAAAUCUGUCAGAGUUUUCUUUGAUUGGAAUGAUUACUUGAAGUUUUACAAGAUGGGAAGUUACUGGCCUUACACUCCAUCUAUUCAACUCCUCUAUGGUCUUAAGGCUGCCUUGGAACUCAUUUUUGAGGAAGGACUUGACAAUGUCAUUGCAAGGCAUGCCCGCCUUGGAAAAGCUACCAGACUUGCAGUAGACGCUUGGGGUUUAAAGAACUGCACUCAGGGUGAAGAAUGGUUCAGUGACACUGUCACCGCUGUAGUCGUUCCCCCCCACAUCGACAGCAAUGAGAUUGUAAAGAGAGCAUGGAAGAGAUAUAAUAUGAGCUUAGGGCUCGGUCUUAACAAAGUUGCUGGCAAGGUUUUCAGAAUAGGGCAUCUCGGUCACUUGAAUGAGUUGCAACUACUUGGUUGUUUGGCUGGGGUGGAGAUGAUACUUAAGGAUGUAGGAUACCCUAUUAAGCUGGGUAGCGGAGUUGCAGCUGCAGCUGCAUACCUACAGAACAGCACACCUAUGAUCCCUUCUAGGAUCUGAAGCAAUAUCGUGUUUCUUAUGCUUGUAAUUAAUCUUUGUUUAUUGGUAUACUCUUGUAAAAAAUAAUGUGUAAUAUUUGGACUUUAACAGCCAUUUACGCUUUUUAUCUGAGAUACUUUUUAAUCAAAUCGUUAUGUUGUUUAACGAA
Spinacia oleracea (spinach) is the source of this 1848-nucleotide messenger RNA. Its product is annotated as serine--glyoxylate aminotransferase. Gene Ontology annotation, molecular function: L-serine:pyruvate transaminase activity; L-alanine:glyoxylate transaminase activity. The transcript is spliced from 6 exons. The coding region runs from base 495 to 1700 and encodes 401 amino acids. NCBI's taxonomy places the organism in Eukaryota, Viridiplantae, Streptophyta, Magnoliopsida, Caryophyllales, Amaranthaceae. The record is from RefSeq and is a predicted model, not a curated record. Gene Ontology annotation, cellular component: peroxisome.